Molecule: messenger RNA, 2080 nt
Organism: Dipodomys spectabilis (banner-tailed kangaroo rat)
Lineage: Eukaryota; Metazoa; Chordata; Mammalia; Rodentia; Heteromyidae
Gene: Ing1
Product: inhibitor of growth family member 1
Exons: 2
Coding region: 88-924 (278 amino acids)
Biological process (GO): positive regulation of DNA-templated transcription
Cellular component (GO): nucleus
Source: RefSeq, a predicted model, not a curated record
GCAUUUUGCAGGGCUGUUUUGAGGGGGGCGGGGGGGCGGAGGAAACGGAAAGCCGCGCCGAGUCGCCGGGGACCCCGGGGCUGAGCCAUGUUGAGUCCUGCCACCGGGGAGCAGAUCCGCCUGGUGAGCUAUGUGGAGGACUACCUGGACUCCAUCGAGUCCCUGCCGUUCGACCUGCAGAGAAACGUCUCGCUGAUGCGGGAGAUCGACGCGAAAUACCAAGAGAUCCUGAAGGAGCUGGAUGACUACUACGAGAAGUUCAAGCGGGAGACGGACGGUACCCAGAAGAGGCGCAUGUUGCACUGCAUCCAGAGAGCUCUGAUCCGCAGCCAAGAGCUCGGCGACGAGAAGAUCCAGAUCGUGAGCCAGAUGGUGGAGCUGGUGGAGAACCGCAUGCGGCAAGUGGACAGUCAUGUGGAACUCUUUGAGGCCCAGCAGGAGAUCAGUGACAGCACCAACAGUGGCAAAGCCGGGCAGGAUAAGUCAAAGAGCGAGACAAUCAUACAGGCAGACAAACCAAACAACAAACGGUCCCGGCGGCAGCGCAACCACGAGAACCGAGAGAAUGCCUCCAACAACCACGAUCACGAGGACCUCUCCACAGGCACGCCCAAGGAGAAGAAAGCCAAGACCUCGAAGAAGAAGAAGCGCUCCAAGGCCAAAGCAGAGCGGGAAGCCUCCCCGGCAGACCUCCCCAUCGACCCCAAUGAGCCCACGUACUGUCUGUGCAACCAGGUCUCCUACGGAGAGAUGAUCGGCUGCGACAAUGACGAGUGCCCCAUCGAGUGGUUCCACUUCUCCUGCGUGGGCCUCAAUCACAAACCCAAGGGCAAGUGGUACUGCCCCAAGUGUCGGGGCGAGAGCGAGAAAACCAUGGACAAAGCGCUGGAGAAGUCCAAAAGGGAGCGAGCCUACAACAGGUAGUUUGUAGCCCCGUGCUGCCAGUGCAGAGAGGAACAUCUCGGUGGUGUGCUUGGCGCUACCCUGCGGAGGCCUGAGAUUGUCAGGUGAAGGUUUUCAAGGGUGUUCGCAGUGGGUCUAUUUCUACUGAGACACACGUGUAAGAAGACUGGUCUGGGAUCAGCAUUUUAGAACUAAAGAUAGGUUUGAAUGAAAGACUUGAGUGAGACUCAGACUGAUUCAGGGUGGGGAGUGACUUGGAAGCAACCUAACAAAUUAAAUGUGGAAAGAAAAGAUUUUAUUUGGCUUGUUUUAUUUUAUAAAAUAAUGUUAUACUUUAUGUACAGUUUUGUGUUUUUUAAUUAGCCAAGUUGCUCAAAGUACGGCAUACAGUAAUUUGUUUCUUGCUACCAUAAUGUAUACCGAUAAAACCAAUUCAAUAACAAAGGUUUAAAGUUCAAAAAAUUAUUUUUUAAAAAGGCAACUGGGUAAAUUUUACAUAACAGCUGUUUUAUAUACUGGCCUGUUCCCCUAUGGCUAUUUUUAAACGAUUGGGUACCUUUUUAUUAAUUCACACAUAGGUGGUUUAGUCAUGGAAUUCAGAUUAUGAGUGUAGCCAUCUCUAACUUUAUUGAAAAGUAUGUAAAUGUGUCUUUCCAGAGUUCUCACUGUGCUAUUGGAAGCUCAGCCCUGGUGCUGUUUUGAGGCCAAGGUGUGUUGCACUCUGUGUGUGUGUGUGUGUGUGUGUGUGUGUGUAUGUAUGUGUGUGAGAGAGAGAGAGAGAGCACACACACUGCACACAUGUCAGCAGGAAAUAAAGAAAUGUGGCCAGUCUGUUUCUCCAGCAGUAUAUUUAACUUUAACAAUAAAGCUAAAAAGUCUUGUCUUAAAAACAUUUAUAUACCAGCAUUUUAGACAAAGCCUUAAGCAAGUUGUGUAUUGUGCUCACACUAAUAAAGUAGAAGUUACCUAAUUGCCAGCAGAUCUACAUUUGUUUAGACUAGAGGUCAGGCAAUGACUGGCCACCACCAGAUCCGGCCCACCAUCUGCUUUGGUGUGGCUUGUAUGCCAAGAAUGGUCUUUACAUUGAAUAUGGUUUUAAAAGUCAUGCUUCAUGAUACAUGAAAAUCAUAUGAAAAGCCAAUUUCAGUGUCUAUAAAUAAAGUUUCUUUGGAACAUA